AUAUUCACCAGAAUCACUACAACAUUUCAACCCCCACCACAGAAGAAACCCCUCUCUCAUUCUCUCCCAUGCGUUUCUAAAAAACCAAAGCUUUUUUAUUAUUUUCUUCGCCAAAGAUCGCAGGAUGUCGUCGCCGAGGUUCCCAGGUGGUGGAGCCUCUGAUUUCUACGGCGGAGCAGGAGGAUUUCCCAGUCAAUCCACGGCGCUUCAACCCACCAUGAACAACCACUCCGCCACCACACACCACCCUCUAUACCGAUCCCAACCUUCAAUUUUUCUAAACCCCUCGUCCCACAUCGCCCAACACCAAACACCCACUCUCAUCGGUAAACGCACCCUCGCCGAAUUCCAAACCCACAACCACAGCCUUAACCUUAUUAACAACAACGAUAACCUACUCCUUUCAAACCAUCAACUUCGUUCUGUGAAGCCCAGAACUUUCCAGCACACAGAAUUAUCCACCUUUCCGUCACGUCGUUACGGCCUACCCCUUCUCCACCACCUUCGCCCUAACGCUGUUAACGCACAACAACAACCCGUUACGAAUUCGAUCCUCGCCAAUACAAAUUAUUUGUCUCCGGUUCACAGCAGACUAACCGCAACCCACGAACCGGAGAAGAACCUAAUAGCCCUCCGUCUCCAGGAGUUGGAAAAGCAGCUUCUAGAAGACAAUGAAGACGACGCCGUUUCGGUCAUUACCACCACCACUUCUGAAUGGUCACACACAAUACAAAACCUAAUCACUCCGCAGAAACCCGCGUCUUCGUCUCCCACUUCCUCUACGACGUCGUCUAACACCUCCGUAGAAUCCAGCAGUUACAAACAGUCCCUAACGGAGGCCGCAACCGCGAUUUCAGAAGGCAAAUUCGAUGCCGCCACUGAGAUCCUAACCCGAUUGUCGCUGAAUUCAGAUCAACGCUUCGUGAAUUGCAUGGUUUCUGCGCUCAAAUCUCGGAUGAAUCACGUUGAGUAUCCACCUCCGGUUGCCGAAUUGUUCGGCACAGAACACGCCGAGUCGACUCAGUUGCUGUUCGAGUACUCGCUCUUCUUCAAGGUCGCACGCAUGGUCGCCAACAUCGCAAUACUCGAAUCCGCAUUAACCGAGAGCGGGAAGCUCUGCGUGGUGGAUUUCGAUAUCUGCGACGAGAACCAAUACGUGAGUCUUCUUCACGAGCUUUCGGCCCGGCGGAAGGGCGCUCCGGCUGCCGUGAAGAUCGUCGUGGUGACGGAGAAUUGCGCCGACGACGAGAGGCUGAAUAUUGUGGGCGUGUUGCUGGGGAGACACGCGGAGAAGCUUGGGAUUGGCUUCGAAUUCAAAGUGCUGACUCGGAGAAUCGCCGAGUUGACUCGCGAGUCGCUGGGUUGCGACGCGGACGAGCCGCUGGCGGUGAACUUUGCGUACAAGCUUUAUAGAAUGCCUGACGAGAGCGUCUCCACGGAGAACCCUCGCGACAAGCUUCUGCGGCGUGUGAAGACACUCGCGCCGCGCGUGGUGACGCUGGUGGAGCAGGAUGCCAACGCCAACACGGCGCCGUUCGUGGCUCGAGUAACCGAGUUGUGCGCGUAUUACGGCGCGCUGUUCGACUCGCUCGAGUCGACGAUGGCACGGGAGAACUUGAAGCGAGUCAGGAUCGAGGAGGGACUGAGUCGGAAGGUGGUGAACUCGGUGGCGUGCGAAGGAAGGGACCGCGUGGAACGGUGCGAGGUGUUUGGGAAGUGGCGCGCGCGUAUGAGCAUGGCUGGGUUCAGGUUGAAGCCACUGAGUCAGCGAGUCGCUGAUUCGAUCAAAGCGCGACUCGGUGGCGCUGGGAACCGAGUCGCGGUAAAAGUAGAGAACGGUGGGAUUUGCUUUGGCUGGAUGGGAAGAACUCUCACCGUCGCAUCUGCUUGGUGUUAACUAGUUAACUCAACUUUUUACUCUCUUUAUUUUAAAUUUCUUUGGAUAUUUCAUAUUUGUAUACACAUUGUUAUUAUAUUUUAAUGUUACCUAGAGAAAGUGAAAAAUCAUAGAGUUGGAAAAUUAUAAUUAAACAAUAUCCCGCGCCCCUUCUUUCUUCUGCCAAACAGGCAAAUAGUAAAAAGUCUUUGGAUUCCGAGAAAAUUUAUGUGACUUGAUGCAGCAUUUAUGAA
Glycine soja is the source of this 2130-nucleotide messenger RNA. Its product is annotated as scarecrow-like protein 8. Gene Ontology annotation, molecular function: DNA-binding transcription factor activity; sequence-specific DNA binding. Gene Ontology annotation, biological process: regulation of DNA-templated transcription. The coding region runs from base 125 to 1897 and encodes 590 amino acids. Gene Ontology annotation, cellular component: nucleus. The transcript has a single exon. The record is from RefSeq and is a predicted model, not a curated record. Lineage: Eukaryota; Viridiplantae; Streptophyta; Magnoliopsida; Fabales; Fabaceae.